This is a messenger RNA of Aureobasidium musti, 4002 nucleotides long. The record is from the annotation of a GenBank genome assembly. Lineage: Eukaryota; Fungi; Ascomycota; Dothideomycetes; Dothideales; Saccotheciaceae.
AUGAAUGCCGCGACGGCUGCGACUGCAAAUGGUGAAGACACGAGCUUCAUAGUCUUCUCCAACGGCAAGGACUCGAAGAAAUCCAAGAAGAACGAUUCCACACCUCCGACCGCAAGCAGCUCUUCGACCGCUGCUAAGGGUAAGGGCAAAAAUGCUGGACCCGAGCUGGACAUGGCUGGCGACCCCGUCAAGAAACCCGACACACGAACCUUGAUCGGCGGUCAAUCAUGGACAGGAAAACUCCCUGUCAACAUGCUCUCCGAGCACUGUCAAAAGCAGAAAUGGGAAAAGCCAGAAUAUACGAUGCAUCGAUCGUCAGAUCCACCUGGCCAGAUCUCGUCUGUAAUCUUGCGCUGGAAGAACCCAAAGACACAGGAAGUCGUGUCGUUACCACCCAUGUCACUUCCUCCGGCAAAGAGGGCGUUGGGUGUGCAAGAGACGGCUGUAGAGGCCAGACACUUUGCUGCCACCUAUGCGCUUUAUCGAGUCGCCAAUGCGAAGAACCUGCACAUGAUGAUGCCGCCCAACUACCGCGAUUUAUGGAAAGGAGAAUUCGCAGAUAUGAAAAAGGAGGCUACGAAAGAGGGUAUGGGCUGGUUAUAUGCUGCGGAUCCAUUCCAAGCACGAAAAGAGUGGGAUGAUGAAAGAGCUGCGAAAGAGAAGAAGAGACAAGAAAGAGAAAAGCACAUGGAGGCCGACAAGAAGGACAACAGUGCCCCAGGCGUUAACAGAAAUCCUGGAAAAGGCUGGACGAGAGCUCCCAAAGUCGAGAUGGGCAAGAAAAUGCGCAGAGAUGUCGAAGCGUUGGUCAGACAGGCUGCACUCUGGAACCCUCACGGCGUUACUCUUUCCAAUGCUGAGAAGAAACACAUCGUACAAGAUCUGUCCAAAUUAGGAUUCCGUCCCGCUCACGUCGAGGAAGCAGUUGAAAUCUGCAAGGAUCGCGAAGAGACGGUCGAGUGGCUUCUGAUCCACGUUCCCGAAGACGAUUUGCCAAAAUGGAGUUUACCCGAGAAUUACUCUGCUGGUGUUUCGAUGGCUAGUAGCGAUCUUGCCAGAGAGGGCAAAUUGAAACGUCUUGCAAUCACUGGCUACGCCAUGGAACUUUGUGAAGAAGCGCUCGAUGCGUCUUCAGGCGACGAAGCAAAGGCAGCAGAACGACUCCAACAUAGACUUCUCGGAAGCCUGGACUCUUCAUCUCUAGCAUCUUCUACUGAGAAACUCGAUAUUUCAGAUGAUGUCGACGUUUGGGAAGAAGAACAAGUCAUCUUGGCUUCUAUCUACAGUGAUAGAUAUAAGUCAACUAAGACUUCAUGUCAGAUCGUCUUGGAAGUGGCCGAGAAGCCAAAGGAGCGGAUUAUCCUUCAUGCCCGAAAACCCACGGCUGGAUAUCCGAACGUUGCUCAAUCUGAAUUCCUUGGCGAGCAGAUGCUGUUCAAUCUCAUCGACUGGCUCGAGCAUGAGAUCCCAAACAUUAUCGCUAACCCUGGCAAACUCAGCAGUAUCGCUUCAGUCUCUUCCACUUCGGCCGAGCCUGAUGUAGAAACUGCUAGCCGCAGACGUCCGCGCCAGAAGCGUAUGCCUAGACCUAUCAAUUGGCAACCGUCAACACAACAGAGCCAGAGGAUUCUUGCAGACUGGCAGGCCAGACAAGAAACUCCUGCACAACAGCGGAUGAUGACUGCAAGACAAUCUCUGCCUGCUUGGAAACUACGAAAUGCGAUUGUCGAAGCUGUCACAUCCUCUCAAGUCACUAUCAUCUCUGGUGAGACUGGUUCGGGAAAGUCCACUCAGUCUGUCCAGUUUGUUCUCGAUGACAUGAUCAGACAAGGACUUGGAGAAGCGGCGAACAUCAUCUGUACACAGCCUCGCAGAAUCUCAGCCCUGGGUCUGGCAGAUCGUGUCGCUGAUGAGCGAUGUGUCAAAGUUGGUGAGGAGGUUGGUUACUCGAUCAGAGGAGAGUCAAAACAGAAGCCUGGUACUACAAAGAUCACCUUCGUCACUACUGGUGUUCUGUUGAGACGACUGCAGACGUCUGGUGGAAAGCCGCAGGAUGUUGUCGAUGCUUUGGCUGAUGUCAGUCACGUGGUCAUCGAUGAAGUUCACGAACGCAGUCUGGACACUGACUUCCUGAUGGUGCUUUUGAGGGAUGUGCUGCAGGUCCGCAAGGAUCUCAAGCUGAUCCUUAUGUCUGCCACUCUGGAUGCACAAAUCUUCAAGAGCUACUUUGCUGGCAAGAUGACUGUUAGCACAGAGGGCGAUGAAGAGGGUGGCAAAGAGCCCAGCAUGGGCGCAGCUCUGCGCAGCGUCGGAAUGAAGAUCAACUACGAUCUCAUCUCAGACACCGUACAGACCAUCGACGAACAAUUAGGCUCGCAGGAAGGUGGCAUCCUGAUCUUCCUUCCUGGUCUUGCUGAGAUCGAUCGCACACUCAAAACAUUGCAGCAUCUGCAUCACAUCCAUGCCCUGCCUUUACAUGCCUCAUUACAGCCAGCUGAGCAGAAGCGAGUCUUUCCUCCUGCACCCGCCGGCAAACGCAAAGUCAUCUGCGCAACCAAUGUCGCCGAAACCUCCAUAACAAUCGAGGAUAUCGUUGCCGUCAUUGAUUCCGGUCGUGUCAAAGAAACCAGCUUUGACGCUGCCAAUGGCAUGAUCAAGCUUGAAGAAGUGUGGGCAUCCAGAGCAGCGUGCAAACAGCGCCGUGGUCGUGCAGGUCGUGUGCGAGCAGGUACUUGCUACAAGUUGUACACCAAGCAAGCGGAAACCACCAAGAUGGCUGAGCGUCCUGAUCCUGAGAUCUUGCGUGUGCCGCUGGAGCAGUUGUGUUUGAGCGUCAAGGCUAUGGGUGUGCUGGAUGUUCCGUCUUUCCUGUCUCGUGCCAUCACUCCACCUUCUACACUGGCAGUCAGCGGUGCAUUGACGACUCUGCACCGUAUGGGUGCUCUUGAUGGUGCAGAGCUCACAGCUUUGGGUCGUCAUCUUAGCUCCAUUCCUGCUGAUCUUCGCUGCGGCAAAUUGCUUGUCUAUGGCGCAGUUUUCGGCUGUCUAGAUGCUUGUCUCACCAUCGCAUCUAUCCUUACAGCACGCUCACCAUUUGUUUCUCCUCCUACUCGCCGUGACGAGGCCAAGGCAGCUCGAUUGGCAUUUGCACCAGGCGGCCAAGGAGAUCUCCUUUGCGACCUCCGCGCCUUUGAACUCUGGAGUGCCAAACGUGCCGAAGGCGUUCCUUCCUCAUCCCUCCGCCAAUGGUGCGACAGCAACUUCCUCUCCACACAAACUCUCUUCGACAUCAAUACCAACCGCCGCCAAUACAUGUCUUCCCUUCAAGAAAUCGGCUUCUUGACUUCCUCUUCUGCAUCUUCUGCAGACCACAAUGCUAGAAAUGGCAACACAGCCCUUGUCCGUGCAUUGGUGGCUGCAGCAUUCUCUCCCCAGGUCGCACGCAUAGAGUUCCCGGACACCAAGUAUGCAGCCUCGGUCUCUGGUGCUGUGGCUCUGGACCCAGAAGCCAAAACCAUAAAGUACUUCCGCGAACCCAAUGCCUCUGCUGCACCGACUUUGGCCUUGCAGAACGGCAAACAAGCACAGCAACAACAACAGGAACAGGGCAAUCCGAGACUGUUCAUUCAUCCCAGCAGUGUUUUGUUUUCAUCAGCACCAGGUCAAAAUUUCCCUCCUUCUACUGCUUUCUUGUCUUAUUUCUCGCUGUUGUCGACGUCAAAAACAUUCAUUCGAGACUUGACGCCCUUCAACGCAUAUACCCUUCUUUUGUUCUCUGGCGAUAUCACGCUGGAUACGCAGAAUAGGGGUUUGGUGGUUGAUGGCUGGAUCAGACUCAAGGGAUGGGCAAGGAUUGGGGUGUUGGUGGGUAGAUUGAGGAAUAUGCUGGAUGCGGUGUUGGAGGGACUUGUGGAGAGGCCUGGAGAAAAGCUCAGUGGCAAGGAACAAGGAUUGGUGGAUUUGGUUGCUAGGUUGGUUGAGUUGGAUGGGUUGGACAGAUAG